GUUGGAAAGGUCAGCGUGGAAUGGUUGGCUGGUGAGAAGACAAAAGUUUCUGGGACAUUUCCACCUCGUAAACGUGGUUGGACUGGAUAUGUUGAGAAGGACACCGCUGGCCAGACGAACAUAUAUUCUGUUGAGCCUGCAGUUUAUGUAGCAGAAAGUGUAAUAAGUUCAGGAAGUGCAGGGUCUUCAUCCAAUGGAGCGGAGAACACAGCAGCAAUCGCUGCUGGGCUUGCACUCAUCUCCGUUGCUGCAGCUUCAUCAAUACUCCUCCAAGUAGGUAAGAACCCACCUGCGGUGCAGAAGGUAGAAUACUCUGGGCCAUCACUUAGUUACUAUAUCAACAAGUUCAAGCCACAAGAGAUAAUCCAAGCCUCAGUGCCAAGUGUGGUUGAAUCUUCCCAGCUAGAAAGCUCUGCGCCAGAACCUUCCCAGAUUCAGGUUGAAUCAGAGGUUCAGCUGGAACCUUCUGCUAACCGUGUCGGCAAUAUCUCUUAGGCAGUAAACUUGGUGUAAUUUCUGAAGUGUAAAAUUUACUAAAAGUUUUUCUUGCACUCAAUGUAUCUGAUUAAUUAUUAGGAUGUAUGUGAUGAUACAUCUUCAACAACAAAAUGGUAUAUCACAAUACAGAAGAUGGAAACAUGAUUUUGU
Molecule: messenger RNA, 648 nt
Organism: Prunus mume (Japanese apricot)
Lineage: Eukaryota; Viridiplantae; Streptophyta; Magnoliopsida; Rosales; Rosaceae
Source: RefSeq, a predicted model, not a curated record